This is a messenger RNA of Tetrahymena thermophila SB210, 3015 nucleotides long. RefSeq names its product cation channel family protein. Gene Ontology annotation, biological process: potassium ion transport. Gene Ontology annotation, molecular function: zinc ion binding; voltage-gated potassium channel activity; nucleic acid binding. NCBI's taxonomy places the organism in Eukaryota, Ciliophora, Oligohymenophorea, Hymenostomatida, Tetrahymenidae. The record is from RefSeq and is a predicted model, not a curated record. The transcript has 6 exons. Gene Ontology annotation, cellular component: membrane.
AUGAGUUAAGGGUUUAAAAAUAGUUCGUUAAGACACAACAAAACUAUUUUAAUGAAAAGCGGAUCUCCUUUUUAAAGUCCUCAAUACCAUAGAAGAAAUUUUGUAGUGCUAAAAUAAAUAGAUUUUGGGUCAAUGGUACAAAACAAUCCAAAAGAAUUUCAUUCAAUUGCUAAAUUAUUAAUAAAAGAGUCUCAGGGUAGAAGUAUGAAGGUCAAUAGUAUUGUUUAGUCUUUUGCAGAUUAAAUAAUAUCUCUAUAUAAAGAUAGAAAGCCAAAUAAAUUAAAGAUUUAAGAUUAUCAGUUGAUAAAUGAUAAAUCAAGCUUUAUGCAAAAGAAUCCAAAGCGAAAGAAAAACUUUGAUAUCAACUACUUCAAAUAGUUAAAAGUAUGCCAAAAAAUCAUUUACAAACUGUAAGGAAUGAUUUUAAUGCCAACAUCUUCAUCAGUAAUUUGGUGGGGAUUUAUUUCUAAUAGCUUUUUCUACUUAUUUUUAUUUCUUUACUCCAUUUUGAUAUUCUUUGCAUAAGAGAUUAUGAAUGAGAUUUAUGUUAGAUUUUUUCUUUUUAUUGCAGCUAUUUUCUCCGUAAUUGAUAUUAUAUUUAAGUUGAACACUGCCUUAUUUUAGUAAGAUCAAGUUAUUACAAAUAGAAAAACUAUUGUUAAGUCUUACCUAACUAACCACUUUAUAUUUGAUGUCAUCACAAUGUUUGCUAUUAUUAACAAACUUAAAGCAAAUUAUGAAAAUGCUAAUAUAGACUAACAAAUUUUAAUUUAAGAUAUGCUUGGCUUGAUUAAGAUAUUCACUCUUCUUUUUUCUGAUUCAUCUUUUAGAUAAGUUUUUAACUUUAAGGAAAGCACUAAAUACUUGCUCAAACUGCUUGAUCUCAUAUUUGAUGUUAUAUUUGCUGCUCAUAUAUUAAGUAUCUGCUGGUUUUCUUUAUAUAAAAUUGAAAAACAUUAUGGAGUCGAAAUAACAUGGAUAGAAAAAUAUGGAAUUCAAUCUAAUGAAGGAUUAAGUAAAUAUGUUUUUUCUUUGUAUUGGGCAGUAACUACAAUGACUACAGUUGGUUAUGGAGAUAUUACACCAAGUAACACGCAAGAAGCUUUGUUUACAUUAGUUACGAUGAUUAUUAUGAGUUGCAUUUUUGCUUACUCAAUCAACAAUGUAGGAAUGAUUCUUAGAGAUAUAUAAAAAGACAAGAUUGAGCUUAACUCCUAAAUAAGUGUUAUAACAAAGUAUCUUAGCAAAAAGAAUGUUAAUAUUGAGCUUAUAAGUAGGGUUAGACAUUAUUUAAUUUUUCUUUAAGAAGAAUAAAAAGAGAGAGACAAGGAAUAAGAAGAUAAAAUAUUGAAUAAAUUAUCUAAUAGGCUAAGAGAAGAGAUUUAUAUAGAUAUUAAUCAAAGAAUCAUAAAACAAGUUUCCUUUUUUUAUAAAUAUUUUUCUCAAAAGACAAUCAGCAAAUUAGUCAAAGCUAUGAAGGAAGUUGUUAUAUCCCCAAAUGAAAUUAUUUUUCAAGAAAAUAGUAUAGAAGAUUUAUCGUUUUACUUUAUUUAAAGUGGAUCUGUUUAAUUAUUUCACUAAGUAAAUAAAGAGCAAGUACCUUUAAAGCUUCUCUCUCAAAAUUAAAUAUUUGGAGAAUCCUCUUUCUUUUCAGGUCUUGCAAGAAAAGAAGGAGCAAAAAGUAUAGGGCUCUCAACAAUAUACAAAAUUACAAGAGAAGAGUUUGUGUAAAUACUAAAUAAAAAUGAAGAAGAUUUUGAAAUUUUUAAAUAAAUCUAAGAAAAAAUGGUGAUCUAAAAUAAUUUCAGAGAUUUGAAUCUAAGAUGCCUAUCUUGUGAAUAAAUGGGUCAUUUUUCUUAUGAAUGUCCAAAUACUCAUUUUAAAUAUAACAAGCCUGUCGUCUGCCUAAGAUAUAAUUUUUCUAUGCAAUAAAAAAGGAAAGAACAAACACGAAGAGAUAAAAAUAAGCUACUAAUUCCACUGAAUCUUGUAAAUGAAAAUUUGGCAUUAAUUAAGCAAUUAAAAGAGUUAAAUUAAAAUGAAAAUUCGAUACUAUUUAGUAUGUUUAACUAAUCAGAAAGUGGAAGUGAUAACGAAACAUAAGGAGUACAGUUUUUUGACGAAUCUGUAAAUACAAACAUAAAAGAAUCAUUGGAAGAUGAAAAAUAGUAAGGAGUAUUUACUAACACAAGAGCUUCAAACUUUUUAGCUGUAGACUCUAUUAAUUCUAAGAAACAAAUGAGCUAAAAUACCUUAAGCUCUGAUUCAAAGAAUUAUGGUAGAAAUUUAUCAUUUCAAAUAACUUAGUAAGCUGCUGAAGAGGGAAUUAUAUAAAACGGUUUAGAUUAAGAAAUGAAAUGGUAAAGCAGUUUAAUCAGUUAUAGCAAUGAUAUUAAUGAUUAAAAAAUAAAAUAAAAAUUAAUUUCUUAAAAGUAGAAUUCAGUUAGUAGAAUUUCGUCUAUUAAGAAGGGUGGUGAGUAUUCUCAAAUUUUAAUGCACAGCUAAAAAUAAUUUGAAAACUAAGUUUCAAUGAAUUAAUAAAAUGAAACAUCUUUUUUGGUUGUUCCAAAUAAUUAAGAAAAAACGACUUCAUCAAGAAAUUUAUAUGAUAAAAGAAAUAGCAUUCAGCUUGAAAAUAAUGAAACUUCUUUAAAAAAUAUUUAGUUUUAUGAAAAAUAAAACACAAUACAUAGACUUAGUGAAUCUUAUCACCAUAAAUUAUAGGUUUAGUAAAGAGAUCAGUUUGAUUAAACUGAAGUUUUUGAUAGGAUGAAGAUUUUUAAAAAAUUUUUCAUAUAAAACAAUAUUGAUAAAGUUUUAAAGUUCAUUUCAAACUUUAAAAGGCAGAGGAAAAAUAUAAAAAGAAAUACUUAAAAAACUAAAAAUAAUUCAAACUUUAAAAUUUAAGAUGAAUCUCUAAGAAAUCUUGAUCAAUAAUUAAAAACAUCUGUCUCAUAUGGGGUUGGAGUUAAGUAAUCUAAACAAAAAGCACCUUAGAGAUAUUAAUUUAGCUGA